This is a messenger RNA of Dermatophagoides farinae (American house dust mite), 1733 nucleotides long. It is a transcript of the gene eIF2Bgamma, whose product is annotated as eukaryotic translation initiation factor 2B subunit gamma. Lineage: Eukaryota; Metazoa; Arthropoda; Arachnida; Sarcoptiformes; Pyroglyphidae. Gene Ontology annotation, cellular component: eukaryotic translation initiation factor 2B complex; guanyl-nucleotide exchange factor complex. The record is from RefSeq and is a predicted model, not a curated record. Gene Ontology annotation, molecular function: translation initiation factor activity; guanyl-nucleotide exchange factor activity. Gene Ontology annotation, biological process: cytoplasmic translational initiation.
CACCAAUCAGUGCCAUAUAUCGAUCAAUCGAACUGUGUAAUUAAACUAAUUAGGAACAAAUCAAAUCAAAUAAAAAAAAUGACCUGACACCUGGCACCUGUUGGCAAUGGGUCGAUCGUUGACAACAGGUGUGUAAGAUGUAAAAAAGCAGAUGCUAUCAUCGAAAAUCUGAAAUUUGAUGGCUUUUUUUUCAAAAAAAAAAAAAAUUUCAUCCACACAUUACAUUAUUCGAUCAACGUAUAAACUAGACGUUUUUCUAAUUGAACAACUUGCAACGCACAAACAUUGUACACGUGCAUGUUUUAAUUUUUUAUUAAAAUUUUUUUCUUCGGUAAAAAAAUAAAAAAUUGGUAAUGUAAUGAUGGUGAAAAAUCAAUUCGAUUAUGAAUUUCAUACAAUCAUUUUGGCUGCUGGUCGUGGUUCUCGUAUGAACCAUAUUUUACAUGGCCGUCCUAAAUGUUUACUGCAGAUCGCCAAUCGGCCAAUGAUACAGUAUUCGUUGGAAUUACUUCAACGUCAUCAUAUUCAAGAGGCUUUUAUUAUCGUUUUGGACAAUGAAGAACAUCAGAUUAAAAAUGCAGUUACCGCUUUAGGUUUGGAUAUUCAAUUACGAUUUGUUACGAUACCACAUGCUGGAGAUUAUGCUACUGCCGAUAGUUUACGAGCUAUUCAAAAACAGGAAAAACUAACAAAAGAUAUUCUUCUUGUAUCAUGUGAUCUUGUAGCCGAUAUUGAUCUUGAGCAAUUUAUUCAACUAUAUCGACUUCGAAAUGCAUCUUUUUUGUGUGCCUUUUCAUCACAAUGCUAUCCAAAGGAAAACCUAAUGCCUGCAAUCAAAUUGGCCGAUAAUUGUAAAGAAUUCGAUUAUAUUGGUUUGGAUGGAAACGAUUCUAACCGGUUGGUUUUCUUCGAACCCGAUGUUAUGUUCACUACGGAUUCGAUUCCAUUAAAACGUUCGAUUUUGGAAUGUUGUCCAUAUUUUCAACUAAGAACCGAUCUAAUUGAUUCACAUAUUUACCUUUUCCGCAAUUGGAUACUCGACUAUCUACAACAUGAAACUGGUAUUCGAUCGAUUAAAUUUGAUCUGUUACCAUCAUUAGUGCGGAAACAAUUUCGACGUCAAAAUUCCGAUCGAUCAACUGAAUCAAGUCGACCAUAUGAAAAUGAUGAACAAUCGAAAAAAUCAAAACGAUUUAUCGAUUUUAUUCAAAUACCAGAAUUGGAAACUUAUAUGGCCGAUAUAAAUCUGAAUCAAAUCGAUAAUGAAAAUCAUGAAAAGAAAUCAAAAUCAUCAUUGAUCAAUUGCGUCGCUCUAAUCAUUGACACUGGUCAUUUAGUACGAGUGAAUAAUUUGUUGGGAUUUUGCCAAGCUAAUCGAUUUCUAAUUGAUCAAAAAUCAAUUUCAAAUAAUUCAUUGAUCAACCAUAAUUCAAAAUUGGGUGAAAAAACUAUGCUAAAACGAACUGUAAUUGGUAAUAAUUGUAAAAUUGGUGACCAAUGUCAUUUGACCAAUUGUAUCAUUCAAGAUAAUGCAACAAUCGAAAAUGGUUGUCAAUUGAUCAAUUCGGUUAUAUGUUCAGAUGUUUAUUUAGAGGGAAAUGUUGUACUGGAAAAUUGCAUAGUCGGUCCACGAUAUCGAGUGGGUGAAAAAAGUCAUUAUCGUAAUGAAUCAUUGAUACAAGAAAUGCUUGAUUUGAUCUGAUAAAUAAAUCUAUUUUAUUUUUGUAAUAUGA